Messenger RNA from Gossypium arboreum, 814 nucleotides. RefSeq lists its product as uncharacterized. The transcript is spliced from 5 exons. NCBI's taxonomy places the organism in Eukaryota, Viridiplantae, Streptophyta, Magnoliopsida, Malvales, Malvaceae. The record is from RefSeq and is a predicted model, not a curated record. Bases 177 to 698 code for a protein of 173 amino acids. Gene Ontology annotation, biological process: maturation of 5.8S rRNA.
CAACUGAAAUUGUGUUUCCCUAACCCUAAAUUCUCGUUUUUCUUCCUCCUUUUUCCCUCAUUCAAAAUAGUAGACUGAAUUUUCCCUUCUCCUGCCGUAAAAGAGAAAUUACGCGAUUCAGAUAAAUUUAAUUCCGAGGUCCUUAUUUGACACUGAAGGAAAUUUCGGAUCCUUAAAUGGCGAAGCGAGAGCUAUCCAGUACUUUGAGGGGCUUGAAGUUCAUGCAAAGGGCAGCUCAGAGAGAGGAGAAAGUGAAAAAGGAAGAAGAGGUUAAACCUGAAGGGAUUAGUACUAUUACUAGAAAAUGUGUGGUAAUUAUAGAAGGGGAUCCUCGUCCUGGAGCAACUGUUGGGCGGAUGUCAUUUCGAAGUUUCAAUCCUUCUAUUGAUAAACUGAAUGAAGAAGCAUCAAAUGUGUCUCGGCCGGAUGCCUCUGGUGGAAGAACUUUGUCUAGUGAAAAUGGAUCUGCAUCUGAAGCAACUCAGUCAAAAGUUGGCACUGAUAAACACGAAGGUAAUGGAGACCUUAAGAGAAAACAAUCUGUCAUGGUUUCCGAACCAGAGUAUCCAAAUAAAUCACCAAAAAAUGGUUAUGGCAUUCAAUCUACCCCUAGCAGCGGUAAAGCCUCAUCCAAAAAGCAGUCAAAGCGCGAGAAACUGGACUGGAAUGUUCUCAGGCCACCAAAGCCUAAUAGGUGAUCUUAAUUAAGAAAUUGUCUUCAACAUAGUGUGGCCAUUAGUAUUACUUUUCAGGGUUCUCGUGAACGUGUAACGUUAUCUCAUAUUAUUAAAGCUCAGCCUUGUUAACUUUCAAA